Molecule: messenger RNA, 2127 nt
Organism: Lagenorhynchus albirostris (white-beaked dolphin)
Lineage: Eukaryota; Metazoa; Chordata; Mammalia; Artiodactyla; Delphinidae
Gene: SLC5A2
Product: solute carrier family 5 member 2
Exons: 13
Coding region: 1-2100 (699 amino acids)
Biological process (GO): sodium ion transport; transmembrane transport
Cellular component (GO): plasma membrane
Molecular function (GO): D-glucose:sodium symporter activity
Source: RefSeq, a predicted model, not a curated record
AUGGAGGAACACACAGAGGCAGGCUCAGCACCAGGGCUGGGGGAACAGAGGGCGCUAAUUGACAACCCUGCCGACAUCCUGGUCAUUGCGGCUUAUUUCCUGCUGGUCAUUGGUGUCGGCUUGUGGUCCAUGUGCAGAACCAACAGAGGCACCGUUGGCGGCUACUUCCUGGCGGGACGAAGCAUGGCGUGGUGGCCGGUCGGGGCCUCUCUCUUCGCCAGCAACAUCGGCAGUGGCCAUUUCGUGGGCCUGGCAGGGACGGGCGCGGCAAGUGGCCUGGCUGUGGCUGGAUUUGAGUGGAAUGCGCUGUUCGUGGUGCUGCUACUUGGCUGGCUCUUCGUGCCCGUGUACCUGACCGCGGGCGUCAUUACGAUGCCGCAGUACCUGCGCAAGCGCUUUGGCGGCCGUCGAAUCCGCCUCUACUUGUCCGUGCUCUCGCUUUUUCUGUACAUCUUCACCAAGAUUUCGGUGGAUAUGUUCUCCGGGGCAGUAUUCAUUCAACAGGCUCUGGGCUGGAAUAUCUAUGCCUCCGUCAUCGCGCUUCUGGUCAUCACCAUGAUCUACACUGUGACAGGAGGGCUGGCAGCGCUGAUGUACACGGAUACGGUGCAGACCUUCGUCAUUCUCGCGGGGGCCUUCGUCCUCAUGGGUUACGCCUUCCACGAGGUGGGCGGGUAUUCGGGGCUUUUCGACAAAUACCUGGGGGCAAUGACGUCCCUGACGGUGUCCGAGGAUCCGGCGGUGGGCAACAUCUCCAGCUCCUGCUAUCUACCCCGGCCCGACUCCUACCAUCUGCUCCGGGACCCUGUGACGGGGGACCUGCCGUGGCCUGCGCUGCUUCUGGGGCUUACCAUUGUCUCAAGCUGGUACUGGUGCAGCGACCAGGUCAUAGUGCAGCGCUGUCUGGCUGGGAAAAACCUGACCCACAUCAAGGCGGGCUGCAUCCUGUGCGGCUACUUGAAGCUGAUGCCCAUGUUCCUCAUGGUCAUGCCGGGCAUGAUCAGCCGCAUUCUUUACCCGGACGAGGUGGCGUGCGUGGUGCCAGAGGUGUGUAAGCGCGUGUGUGGCACCGAGGUGGGGUGCUCCAACAUCGCCUACCCGCGGCUCGUCGUGAAGCUCAUGCCCAACGGUCUGCGCGGACUCAUGCUGGCGGUCAUGCUGGCCGCGCUCAUGUCCUCGCUGGCCUCGAUCUUUAACAGCAGCAGCACGCUUUUCACCAUGGACAUCUACACGCGCCUGCGGCCCCGCGCGGGCGACCGCGAGUUGCUGCUAGUAGGACGGCUCUGGGUGGUGUUCAUCGUGGCCGUGUCGGUGGCCUGGCUUCCCGUGGUACAGGCGGCGCAGGGCGGGCAGCUCUUUGAUUACAUCCAGUCGGUCUCCAGCUACCUGGCGCCGCCGGUGUCGGCCGUCUUCGUGCUGGCGCUCUUCGUGCCCCGCGUCAAUGAGAAGGGCGCCUUCUGGGGGCUGAUCGGGGGCCUGCUGAUGGGUCUGGCACGCCUGGUUCCCGAGUUCUCCUUUGGCUCGGGCAGCUGCGUGCGCCCCUCGGCGUGCCCCGCACUUCUCUGCCGCGUGCACUACCUCUACUUCGCCAUCGUGCUCUUCGUCUGCUCCGGCCUCCUCACCCUCGUGGUCUCGCUGUGCACACCACCCAUCCCGCGCAAGCACCUCCACCGCCUGGUUUUCAGUCUCCGGUACAGCAAGGAGGAGCGUGAGGACCUGGAUGCUGAGGAGCUAGAAGGUCCAACCUCAGCCCCUGUACAGAACGGGCGCCCUGAGCACGCGGUGGAGAUGGAGGGUAAGGCACUGCCCGGGGGGGAGUUGGGGCGGGGGAGCUGGCGGAGCAGACUAACUGUACGGCUGCAAUUUCUCCCAGAGCCCCUGUCCCCAGCACCAGGCCUGUUCCGCCAGUGCCUGCUCUGGUUCUGUGGAAUGAGCAGGGCUGGGGCAGGCAGUCCCCCACGCCCUACCCAGGAGGAGAUGGCUGCCGCAGCCAGGCGACUGGAGGACAUCAGUGAGGACCCAAGCUGGGCCCGAGUCGUCAACCUCAAUGCCCUGCUCAUGAUGGCCGUGGCCACGUUCCUCUGGGGCUUUUAUGCCUGAGGUCAACUGUGUCGGAUGCCAUGAGCC